Molecule: messenger RNA, 472 nt
Organism: Macrosteles quadrilineatus (aster leafhopper)
Lineage: Eukaryota; Metazoa; Arthropoda; Insecta; Hemiptera; Cicadellidae
Product: peptidoglycan recognition protein 4-like
Exons: 3
Coding region: 27-470 (147 amino acids)
Biological process (GO): peptidoglycan catabolic process
Molecular function (GO): N-acetylmuramoyl-L-alanine amidase activity; zinc ion binding
Source: RefSeq, a predicted model, not a curated record
CUGCGGGUCUGGGACCCCCAAUUUACAUGCCUUGGCCUCUAAAGCACCCUGCAAAACUAGUGUUCACGACUGACACUAGAAGAGAUCCUUGCACGAAGAGAGACAAGUGCUUUCAAGAGAUGAUGCAGAUGUACGCCCAUCAAACGUUCAGCUGGAACGAUAGUGACAUCCGUUACAAUUUCCUGAUUGGUGGAGACAACAACAUAUACGAAGGCAGAGGCUGGCACAACAGCCCUACAGUGACAGACAGAUACAAGAAACUGGAGCCUAUAAGCUUCAUGAUAGGGUUCUUUGGAAAGUAUCCAGAUGGAAAACCCCCACAGCAAAUGCUUGACCUGGCUGAAAAAGUGAUACAAUAUGGAAUAACGAAUCAGUACAUCAGUCCUAAAUUUCUACUCAUUCAAAUAUCAUCUAAAUACCAACUGUACGCUACUGGAAAAGAACCUUGGGGAAAAAAGAAACCUAAGUGAAA